Camelus dromedarius (Arabian camel) is the source of this 441-nucleotide messenger RNA. It is a transcript of the gene SMIM2, whose product is annotated as small integral membrane protein 2. The record is from RefSeq and is a predicted model, not a curated record. NCBI's taxonomy places the organism in Eukaryota, Metazoa, Chordata, Mammalia, Artiodactyla, Camelidae.
AUGCAGAAGCGACUGCUCCCAAGAGUCAAGGCUGUCCCCUGCACCCUCGCUAAAGUCCUCACGGGAUUCAGAGGACUACCUAAUUUUCAGUAUUUGGAAGACUGUGUCAGGAUCAUCCCAGCUCACUCAUGGGUAGAAGAGGGCAGGAAGAAGGUUGGGGAGAGGACUGAUGCCAGCCAGCUGCCUCACGGGGAGGUGGAAACACGUGGCCAUGCCAUUAGCAUCCUGUUCUGGAUGAGUUUCAUCUGUGACACCUACAUAGUUCUUACUGGGAACAACAGGAUUAAAAGCGGCCCUGGUGCUGGUUCCUCUUCUGAUUAACCACACCGUACACAGAGGAACAGAAAGCCAAGCUGCACAGAAGAGGACCAAAGUCAGGUGCCAGAAGCAGGUGACGUCCAGAGCCUCAGUUCUUUGGCCAUGGCUAUUUUAACAGAGUAG